CUCUGUCUGCCUCUUGAUCACUCUCCAAUGGCUUCUCACUGCACACUCUCACUUUCACUCAAACUCACAUUCAUUCUCAUCUUCAUAACCAUUAAUCCAUCUUCAUCAUUAACUCUAACUUCAGAAGUAGACACUUUGUUAACAUUUAAGUCCACUAUUAAUGACCCAAUGAACCAUCUUUCAUCAUGGUCCAAAACCACCACAACUCACUAUUGUAACUGGACUGGGGUCAUUUGCACCACAACCACAAAUACUAUCUCAUCUUUGACCCUUCAAAACCUUAAUCUUUCAGGUGAAAUCUCACCAUCUAUUUGUCAACUCAACAAUCUUGUCACACUUAACUUGGCUGAUAACUUUUUUAACCAACCUAUUCCUUUACAUCUUUCUCAAUGUGAGUCUUUGAACACUUUGAAUUUAAGUAGUAAUCUCAUUUGGGGCACAAUCCCUGAUCAGAUUUCUGAGUUUAAAUUGUUAAAGUUUCUUGAUUUAAGUAAAAACCAUAUUGAAGGAAAGAUCCCAGAUGGGGUUGGCUCAUUAGUCAAUCUUGAACUACUUAAUCUUGGUAACAAUUUGUUAUCAGGAAAUGUGCCAAAUGUUCUUGGAAAUCUUACUAAUUUGGUUGUUCUUGAUUUGUCACUAAAUCCAUUUAUGGAAAGUGAGAUUUCUAGUGAUAUUGGGAAGCUUAUGAACCUUGAGAAACUUUUGUUGCAAAGAUCUGGUUUUUAUGGUGAAAUACCAAGCUCCAUAAGUGAACUAAAAAGUUUGACUUUUGUUGACUUCUCUCAGAACAAUCUUACAGGUGUUUUGCCUUCAAGAUUUGGUAAAAAGUUGGUAUCUUUUGAUGUGUCACAGAAUAAUCUUUUUGGGUUUUUCCCAACUGGGAUUUGUGAAUCAAAUGAGCUUAGAAGUGUUAGUCUCCAUACUAACUUUUUUAAUGGAACAUUAGUCAAUACUUCUGUUGCUAAUUGUUUGAAUCUUGAGAGGUUAGAGCUACAAAACAAUAGGUUUCAUGGAGAUUUCCCAAAUAACUUAUGGUCAUUGCCUAAGAUUAAAGUUAUUAGAGCCGAAAACAAUAGGUUUUCGGGUGAAAUUCCUGACUCGAUAUCGAUAGCUUCUCAACUAGAACAAGUUCAAAUAGAUAACAAUAGUUUCAUUAGUAAAAUCCCUCAUGGUCUUGGCAUGGUUAAAAGCUUAUACAGAUUUUCUGCCUCACUUAAUGGUUUAUAUGGCGAGCUUCCACCGAACUUUUGUGAUUCGCCUGUAAUGAGUAUCAUCAACUUUUCACACAAUUACAUUGAAGGAGAAAUCCCAGAGCUAAAAGAGUGUAAAAAGUUAGUUUCUUUAUCUUUGGCAGAUAACAGUUUUGUAGGUAAAAUUCCAGAGUCAUUAGGAGAUUUGCCUGUAUUAACUUACCUUGAUCUUUCUCAUAAUAACCUUACUGGAGAAAUCCCACUUGAGCUUCAAAAUUUGAAACUUGCCCUUUUUAAUGUGUCUUUCAAUAGGCUAUCUGGUCAAGUUCCCUCUUCGUUAAUCUUGGGUCUUCCUGCCUUAUACAUACAAGGAAAUCCUGAGCUGUGUGGGCCCGGAUUGUCUAGUUCGUGUCCCAACCGUGGCUCUAGUCGCAAAUUAGGUAUAUCAAAACUAACUUGUGCAUUGGUCUCUUUAGCUUUAAUAGCUGGGAUACUGAGUUUGGCACUUGGAUUUUUCAUUGUUCGUAGAUCUUCAAUCCAAAAAUCUGAAACGGGUAACUGGAAAUCUGUUUUCUUUUACCCGCUUAGAGUUACUGAACAUGAUUUGAUCAUUGCGAUGGAUGAAAAAGCCGCUAGAGGUAGUUAUGGAGCUUUUGGUAGAGUUUACAUUGUAAAUUUGCCUAGUAAUGAGCUCAUAGCUGUGAAAAAGAUGCCAACUUUAAGAAAUCAAUCUUUCAGAAGUUUGAAAACUGAAGUGAAGACUAUGGCGAAAAUAAGACACAAAAACAUAGCUAGAAUCUUGGGAUUUUGCCAUUCAGAUGAUUCAAUCUUUUUGAUCUAUGAAUGUAUGGAAAAAGGAAGUCUUGGUGAUAUGAUCAACACAGGGAAUUUUCAAUUGGCUUGGAGUUUUCGUUUAAAAAUUGCCAUUGGAAUUGCUCAAGGAUUGGCUUAUCUUCACAGAGAUUAUGUUCCUCAUUUGCUUCACAGAGAUGUUAAAUCGAGAAACGUUCUUUUGGACACAGAAUUUGAGCCCAAGCUUACGGAUUUUUCAUUGGAUCGGAUUGUAGGUGAAAAUGCAUUCCAAUCCUCCAUGGCUUCAAAAGCUUCGUGUUACAUGGCACCAGAGUUUGGGUACAACAAAAAGGCAACAGAACAAAUGGACACAUAUGGGUUUGGUGUUAUCUUACUAGAGCUGGUAUCAGGCCGAGCAGCAGAGCCAACGGAGUCAAGUGAAGAGUCUGUCGAUAUAUUGAAAUGGGUCAGAAGGAAAGUUAACAUAAGUAACGGGUCAGUUCAAGUUCUUGACCCAAAAAUCUCAAACUCAUGCCAACAAGAAGCUUUAGGAAUGCUUGAAAUUGCUUUACAUUGCACGUCAGUUAUGCCAGAAAAACGACCUUCUAUGUAUGAAGUGGUGGCUGCUCUUCAGUCCCUUGGCUCAAAGACUCGUUUUCCUAGUCAUGAUUUGGCGGUUUGAUGCCAGAACCAAAAGAAAACGUAUAUCAAGUUGUAUAUGUAAAUUAUCAAGUUUAUAUAUCUUUUUGUUUCAUCUU
Messenger RNA from Erigeron canadensis, 2740 nucleotides. Its product is annotated as probably inactive leucine-rich repeat receptor-like protein kinase At5g06940. The coding region runs from base 28 to 2664 and encodes 878 amino acids. The record is from RefSeq and is a predicted model, not a curated record. The transcript is spliced from 2 exons. Gene Ontology annotation, biological process: protein phosphorylation. Lineage: Eukaryota; Viridiplantae; Streptophyta; Magnoliopsida; Asterales; Asteraceae. Gene Ontology annotation, molecular function: protein kinase activity; receptor serine/threonine kinase binding; ATP binding.